CCUGUCCAUUUUCAAGAUCAAGCCGUUAUAUACGAAUUCGGAACAUUUUCCUCCUUCGAUUCACACUGAUUUCGGAUUCUUUUAAAUUAACAUUCGAGCGAGUUCUAAUACAAAAAGAAGAUAAACAAAUUAACAUAUUUAAUUGUUACUUUUAUUUUUAAUUAAAAGAUAAUAUUUUCAAUUAAUUAAAAUGUCAUCCCGAAUGCAAGGUCUAACUCUCCAAGGACUGCGAAAGCAUCCAUCUUUAAUUCCCCUAUUCGUUUGUUUGGGUAUUGGAAGUUCGGUCGCUGCUUUUUGUACACUAAGAGCCGCUUUAACAAAUCCGGAUAUAACGUGGAGCAAUAAAAACAAUCCAGAACCGUGGAAUGAAUACAGUGAUAAAGGGUAUAAGAAGUUAGUUACCGUGGACGACAAGGCUCCGUUUAACACAAGAAAUUCGUCAAUUUUUGAUAUAGCGAAAAGAUAAGCAUACACAUAAAAAUAUAUAAGCCAGAGAUGAAAUAUCUCGGAUAAAGUUAAGUUAUCUUUAUUUCAUUAUUUUUAAAUUUGUGGUAAUUACUAAAUUAAGUAACACUGCUAUUCGGUACUUAUUUAUUGACGAUCUCUUAAUCAUAUUUUAUUUGAAUAUUAUUAAAAUAUAUUUAUAGUAGUUUUAAAUUACAAAAAUUUGUGAUGAAUUGAAAUAAGUUUCAAAAG
This is a messenger RNA of Leptopilina heterotoma, 696 nucleotides long. Its product is annotated as cytochrome c oxidase subunit NDUFA4-like. NCBI's taxonomy places the organism in Eukaryota, Metazoa, Arthropoda, Insecta, Hymenoptera, Figitidae. Bases 191 to 466 code for a protein of 91 amino acids. The record is from RefSeq and is a predicted model, not a curated record. The transcript is spliced from 3 exons.